This is a messenger RNA of Arabidopsis thaliana (thale cress), 1875 nucleotides long. It is a transcript of the gene EXT6, whose product is annotated as Proline-rich extensin-like family protein. Bases 33 to 1730 code for a protein of 565 amino acids. Gene Ontology annotation, biological process: plant-type cell wall organization. Gene Ontology annotation, molecular function: structural constituent of cell wall. NCBI's taxonomy places the organism in Eukaryota, Viridiplantae, Streptophyta, Magnoliopsida, Brassicales, Brassicaceae. The record is from RefSeq and is marked reviewed. The transcript has a single exon.
AAACAAAGAAAUAAAAUAGCAUAAUAGGUGUAAUGAGAUCCUCAAGAACCAUGGGAAUAGAGAACUGCAUAGUUUAUGUUGUGGUUCUAAGUGCUAUUGCGGCUACGGUGACAUCAUACCCUUACUCAUCUCCUCAAACCCCAAGUUACAAUUCUCCCAGCUAUGAACACAAAGGCCCUAAGUACGCGCCACAUCCAAAACCAUAUGUUAAAAGUUCCCCACCACCACAAUACUACACUCCAUCGCCAAAGGUAAACUACAAAUCUCCACCACCACCAUAUGUAUACAGCUCCCCACCUCCACCGUACUACUCUCCAUCUCCAAAGGUAGACUACAAGUCCCCACCACCACCAUACGUCUACAGCUCCCCACCACCACCGUAUUACUCUCCAUCUCCAAAGGUUGACUACAAGUCUCCACCACCACCAUAUGUAUACAGCUCCCCACCUCCACCGUACUACUCUCCAUCUCCAAAGGUAGACUACAAGUCCCCACCACCACCGUACGUCUACAACUCCCCGCCCCCACCGUACUAUUCUCCAUCUCCAAAGGUAGACUACAAGUCUCCACCACCACCGUACGUCUACAGUUCCCCACCCCCACCGUACUAUUCUCCUUCUCCAAAGGUAUACUACAAGUCUCCACCACCACCAUACGUCUACAGCUCCCCACCACCACCGUACUAUUCUCCUUCUCCAAAGGUAUACUACAAGUCUCCACCACCACCAUACGUCUACAGCUCCCCACCACCACCGUACUAUUCUCCUUCUCCAAAGGUAUACUACAAGUCUCCACCACCACCAUACGUCUACAGCUCCCCACCACCACCAUACUACUCUCCUUCUCCUAAGGUUUACUACAAGUCCCCACCUCCACCGUACGUCUACAGCUCCCCACCACCACCAUACUAUUCUCCUUCUCCUAAGGUUUACUACAAGUCCCCACCUCCACCAUACGUCUACAGCUCUCCACCUCCACCAUACUACUCUCCUUCUCCUAAGGUUUACUACAAGUCCCCACCUCCACCAUACGUCUACAGCUCCCCACCUCCACCAUACUACUCUCCUUCUCCUAAGGUUUACUACAAGUCCCCACCUCCACCAUACGUCUACAGCUCCCCACCUCCACCAUACUACUCUCCUUCUCCUAAGGUUUACUACAAGUCCCCACCUCCACCAUACGUCUACAGCUCCCCACCUCCACCAUACUACUCUCCUUCUCCAAAGGUUUACUACAAGUCUCCACCACCACCAUACGUCUACAACUCUCCACCACCACCAUACUACUCUCCUUCUCCUAAGGUUUACUACAAGUCCCCACCUCCACCAUACGUCUACAGCUCCCCACCUCCACCAUACUACUCUCCUUCUCCUAAGGUUUACUACAAGUCUCCACCUCCACCAUACGUCUACAGCUCCCCACCACCACCGUACUACUCGCCUUCUCCAAAGGUUUACUACAAGUCUCCACCACCAUCAUACGUCUACAGCUCCCCACCACCACCGUACUACUCGCCUUCUCCAAAGGUUUACUACAAGUCUCCACCACCAUCAUACGUCUACAGCUCUCCACCACCACCAUACUACUCUCCUUCUCCUAAGGUUUACUACAAGUCCCCACCUCCACCAUACGUCUACAGCUCCCCACCUCCUCCAUACUACUCUCCUUCUCCUAAAGUCACUUACAAGUCUCCACCACCACCAUAUGUCUACAAGACGCCUUACUAUUGAUUUUGAAUUGUUUCCUUAACAAGAAGCAUGAGUGCUAUAAUUUUAUUUAUGAUUGGUUUUGUUGAUUCUUCUGAUUUUGUUCUUUGUUUAACUAUCUUGUUAUGCUUUUUUUAACUAAUAAAAUUUGGCUAUCUUUUUAAAUGCA